Linderina pennispora is the source of this 591-nucleotide messenger RNA. RefSeq lists its product as uncharacterized. NCBI's taxonomy places the organism in Eukaryota, Fungi, Kickxellomycota, Kickxellomycetes, Kickxellales, Kickxellaceae. Bases 50 to 463 code for a protein of 137 amino acids. The record is from RefSeq and is a predicted model, not a curated record. The transcript has 2 exons.
GCUGUUUUCCAUUGCCUUUUUACUAACCGCGUACUCUUCCGCUGCCAAUAUGACCGACGAUAUUCCAACAACCUCCAAACCCAUCCGUGACAACUAUGGCAUCCGCGGCAGACAUGCCCAUGGCAGAUUCGGGUGCCGCGACUGCGGCGAAAUAUUCCAAACCAGCCUGAAGCUCUACCGCCACCGCGUCUCUCACCUGCCCGUCGUGCGAAUAAAGUUCCUGGGCAAGGUCGUUAUUGAGUUCCAAAAGCACGCUGAUAACCGCGUCGAGUGCCUUUGUGGCAAAGACAUUACAAUUGUCAAUAUGAUUAGCGUCCACAAAUACCACUGCCAGGCGUGCAUGGAGGAGGCGCGUAGGAGGCUCGACCAGAAACCAGAGUCAAAGAUACCGUCCAACGAACACGGGCAGCAGCCUGCAAACCCCUGCCGCGAAAUCAACAGAGAAACCCGCACCAUCAAAUAACGAGGCUGUGGCUAGUGCUGGUGCGGAGGAGGACAGUCAGGAACUGGAUGCCAGCACACCGCUCGGAAAACUUGGCCUAUACCUCCAUGCCCCGACACGCCUGGUUAUUUGCAACAUGUGUCGAUACG